This is a messenger RNA of Sphaerodactylus townsendi, 1284 nucleotides long. RefSeq names its product regulator of cell cycle RGCC-like. The record is from RefSeq and is a predicted model, not a curated record. The coding region runs from base 88 to 420 and encodes 110 amino acids. Gene Ontology annotation, cellular component: cytoplasm. Gene Ontology annotation, molecular function: protein kinase activator activity; protein kinase binding. Lineage: Eukaryota; Metazoa; Chordata; Lepidosauria; Squamata; Sphaerodactylidae. Gene Ontology annotation, biological process: regulation of cell cycle. The transcript is spliced from 5 exons.
GGCCUCCGGGACAAAAGUGGCCGCGCGACUCAGGGCUGGUCCAGAGCAAGGAACCGCGGAAGGUUGGCCGGGGUCAGCGCGUGCAGCAUGGACGGAGACGUCGCCAGCAAGGCCGGGCUGCCCACCAGCGACCUGGAUGACUUUCUGCUGGAGUUCGACCAGGUGGUGCAGGACUUCGGCAAGAGGGGACCUUCACAGUAUGAGCAGCAUUUGGAGGAGCUGAAGAGGAGGACCCUGCCCAGCCUGUAUGACAGCGGCAUCGAUGACUCAGAGAGCCACAGCACGUCUCCUGGAAGCAGCUUGAACACCAGUGAGGAAGAUCUCAACACACCCACAUCCUGCUCCACUGCCAAACUUGGAGAUACCCGAGAGCUGGAGGACUUCAUUGCAGAUCUGGACAGAGUACUGGAAGAGAUGUGAAUGACCGUGUCCUCUUUUCCUGGCUGGUGUACUUUCCUGUUGCACCUUUGUCCUGUGUGGGCAGAAGGAAAGGGAUUCUCCUGGUCUGCUGUAGUAUCAAGCACCCAGCCUUGAAGAACCAGUGAACUUCAUCUCAUCAGACUUCAGGUGUCUCUUCCAAUAACCAGUCCCAAUUGCAACUACUCUUCAACAGAAAAAGUCAAUUUUGUAAUCAGGCUGGCUUGUCAUUUUGACUGUCUUCAAACCCAGCAGUGAAAGCAGGAAGAUGAUGGAGCUGUUUACCCCUUUGAUCAGCUUGGGGGGAGGGUGUAUUUUUUAAUCUGCAUAAUUUUUAAAUUGAACUGGCCCAUGACAAUGAACAACGUUAAUUUCGACUAAUACUUGGGGAAAGUUACAAAUUCAAAGAAGGCUGUGCAGGAAGGGGAAGGCAAAUGCCAGCUUUCUUCGGAGGAGACUCUGGGGCAUCAUCUCAUCAAGUAUGGAGAUUGUUCAUUUGCCCAACUUCCCUCCGCAAACCCUAAAAGUUUCUGAAACCAAUUCCACAACCACUUAAAAUUGGGUAGGGUUUAAAGCAUACAUGAAACUCUUUUGUGCUGGGUCUUCUUCAUUGUCUACAGAGGGAAUCGAUUUGUGCGCCUGGAAGAAUAGUUCUUGUAUUUAUUUGGUUCCUCUUGAAAGUAAUGGAGAAAGAUGAUAGAAGCAGUGUAUACCUCUUGGUGGCCCAUGUUUGUUUAUUGCUGAAUGAGGAUAAAGGCUUUUUUGUCUGUAGUACAUUCCACUGUAAAUAUUGUAAACUAGCGAAGUUAUCUCUCUCCAGUCUUAUUUGCAUCUAAAGUUUAUUUAAAUAAAGAACACUCUUGCAAA